UUUUUGUUUAUCUUUUCUAUGAAUUGCUUGAAUCUUCUAUUUUAGCUACAAUUUUUUAAAGUUUUUUUUUUUUUAAAGACAAGAGUUUCUCUGUAACUUUGUAGCCUGUCCUGGAACUAACUCUUGUAGGCCAGGCUGACUUCUGACUCACAGCUAUCCGCCUGCCUCUGCCUCCUGAAUGCUGGGAUUAAAGGCGUGUGCCACCACUGCCUUAAAGAAUGAUUCUUAAUAUAGCCUUUUAUUGGUGAAGUUAUGUAGAAACCUUACAUCUUAAUUUCCUUUUACCCUCUGAUACAGUUUUUGUAAAUAUUUGCAGUUAUUGUAAAUACUCUCCCUUUGUGUAUAUUUUGAACCAUGUUUAUGUAGUGUUACAAAAUGCUUCAACCACCAAGAAUAAUUUUGAAAACUCAAAAACAAAUGUCCACUUCAUUUUUUAAGACUUUUAACAUUAUGUGAGUGUAUGUAUCUGUGCACAUGAGUACAGGUGCCUGAGGCUGCCAACAUCAAAUCCCUUGGAACCAAAAUUACAGGUGGCUGUGAGCAACAUGGAUGCUGGGAACCAAACUCAUAUCUUCUCCAAGAGCAGUGUGUGCUCUUAACCACUGAGCUACCCCUGCAGCCCUUUUGCCAUUCUUGUAGGCUGGUAAUGAAUUAUCUUAAUUUUCUUUCAUAUGAGAAUGUCAUUGUUCCCCCUUAAUUCCUGAUGAAUAUUGUUUCUUAUAGAAGCCUAAGUUGGCAAGGAGGAGUGUUUAUUAUAGCACUUUAAAGUAUGCCAUUUCCUUCUGGCUCUAGUUCUCUUUCUCUCUUUCCUUUACUGGGUAUCCAGCACUUUAUUUGUUUGUCUGUCUGUAUGUAUGUUUGUUUGUUUAUUUAUGUCUUUAUACAGGGUUUCUCUGUGUAGCCUGGCUGUCUUGAACUCUCUCUGUUGACUAGGCUGACCUUGAACUCAGAUCCACCUGCCUCUGCCUUCGGAGUGCUGUGAUUAAAGUGCUGUGCCAAGCCUGGCCCAGAUUUUAUUUAAAAACUCAUUUCAUUUCUGUGCAUGUUUUUAUUCUAAGAUCUCCCCCCCCCACCCCACCCCCACGAGACGGAUUUUUCUGUGUAGCUUUGGCUGUCCUGGAACUUGCUCUGUAGACCAGGCUGGCCUCGAACUCACAGAGAUCUGUCUGCCUCUGCCUCUCGAAUUCUGGGAUUAAAGGGGCUUGUGCUGCUACCACCUGGCUCUUCUAAGCUUUAUAACCUGUUCCAUUAUAGGUCAGAAAAUCUACACUGUUAGAAUGUUAGACUUCAUUUUAGAAUUCAUUUAUCCUUUUAGAAUCUAUCUUGUCAUUCUUACUACUGGAAAGGAAUUUGUUUUGAACUUUGAAUGAUUGCUGCCCCUCACAUUUGACUAAAUGAAGUUGUUGCCCGAAUUUGGGGCUUUUUGUUUUGUUUUGUUAAAGGUUCUAUCAUGCUGGCUGGCUUGGAAUUCACUGUGUAGACCAAGCUGGCCUCUUAACUCACAGAGAUCUCCUGCCUCUGCUUUCCAGGUCCUGGGAUUAAGUGUAUGCCACCAUACCUGGCCAUUUUUUUCUUAAUCCAGCUUCUUUAAUCAGAGUCAUACUGCUUUCUCUACAGUUUUGUUGUUGUUGUUGUUGUUUGUUUCUCUUUUAUACUUUUAAUUCUGUGAAAUUUGAAGUGAUACCAUCUAGGUUUGUUUUCAUUCAUUAUUAUUGUGACUUGGGUUGAGCCAUUUUUAUCUAGAAAUUUGUGACCUUCAGUUUCAUAUAGUUUUCUUAAAUUUUGUCAUUGAUUUCUAAUUGGUCUCUCGUUAUUCUUCCUGUACUUCUGUUUGGAUGUUGGGCCCUCUAAGCCUAUCUUCUGAUUCUUUUUAUCAUUUGCCCAUAUGUUCUAGAAGAUAACUUCAAAUUUCUCUUUCAACUUCUGUUAAGGUUUUUGUUUUGUUUUGUCUUAAUUUUUUAAUGUGUAUGGUGCUUUGCCUGCAUGUAUGUCUGUGCACCAUAUGCAUUCAGUGCCCACUGAGGCUAGAGGAGGAUGUCAGAUCCCCUGUAACUAGAAUUGCAGACCUUGUGAACUACCAUGUGGGUGCUGGAAAUUGAAUCCAGGUUAUCUGGAAGAGCAGCCAGUGUUCUCAACUGGCACUUAAGAGAUUAUGGCAUCUGACACCCACCAUGUUAAAAAACGGAACUUCUUUAAUAGUAUUGAGGAUCAUCCUAUUGAUCUUCCUAGAAAGAGGAUCUCUAAUUUCACUAAUAAGAACAUGAAGGAGGUUAAGAAAUCUCCAAAACAGUUGGCUGCUUACAUAAGUAGAACAGUUGGACAAGCUGUGAAAAAUCCAGAUAAACUGCGGAAGGUGCUCUAUCACAGAAAGUUAGUUCGUCAUCCCUUUCCAAAUCCUUGUUAUAGAGCUAAGCAGUCCCCUGAUAGCGGGGGCUGUGACAUGGCAAAUAAAGAAAAUGAACUGGCUUGCGCAGGCCAUCUGCCCGAAAAUUUACGCCAUGAUAGUCGAACAUUUGUAGUUAACACCAGUGAUCCUGGUUCUUCACAGACAGAAAGCCCGUCAUCAAAGUAUAGUGGCUUCUUUUCUGAGGUGUCUCAGGACCACGAGACAAUGGCCCAGGUUCUCUUCAGCAGGAAUUUGAGAUUGAAUGUAGCUUUGACUUUCUGGAGAAAGAGAAGUAUAAGUGAGCUUGUAGCUUAUUUAGUGAGGAUAGAAGACCUUGGAGUUGUGGUAGAUUGCCUUCCUGUUCUAACCAAUAGUUUACAGGAAGAAAAGCAAUAUAUCUCACUUGGCUGCUGUGUAGACUUACUGCCUCUAGUAAAGUCUUUACUUCAAAGCAAAUUUGAAGAAUAUGUAAUAGUUGGCUUAAACUGGCUUCAAGCAGUAAUAAAAAGGUGGUGGUCAGAACUCUCAUCUAAAUCAGAAAUUACAAGUGAUGGAAAUAUUAAAAUUUUAAAGCAACAAUUGAAUGGAUUAUGGGAACAGGAAAGCCAUCUUACUUUGGUUCCAGGAUAUACUGGUAAUAUAGCUAAGGAUGUAGAUGCUUAUUUAUUACAGUUGCAUUGAGAGAUUUCAUCUUCUAAAGAGUAUUUGGCUGUUCAAACAGCGCUGGAUUAUAUGAUUUCCAAAAGUAGGUCUCUUCUGAGAACUGUGAACUGUGGAAGAAAUAAAAACAUUUUUUUCUUUUAAAAAGCCACAUAAUAAAGCCACUAAUGAAAUCCUAACAAUGUACUUCACAUUGAAGUGGAAAUAUCCGGAAGGAGCAACUUCAACUUCAAUGAGGUGAAAGUGCACUCUAAAGACUGUUCGCCUUGCUGCACACAGAACCAUUACAGCUGUUUGGUAGGGGUGUUCAAGAACUUCUGGGUCUUAACUCAUUCCUGCAUAAGAAUAUCAUUUAUAGUAUUCAAAACAAGACAGGACUUUUACCAGGAACUACAAAGACCAAUCACUAAUUUUUGUUGUGUUUUAUGAAGAAACACUUAAAUGUGUGCAGCUAUUUCUUCUGUUGAAAAGACUUCAAAAGUUUAAAACAUCAUAAUAAGUAAUAUUAAAAUUUUUUGUCCACACUGAUACCGUGUACAAAUGCCUUAAUUAUUGAUAAGCCAAUGAGUUAUAAUACCAAUAUCUCUUUUAAAAAAAUUAAAAACAACCAUGCUUCUGGCAUGAUAAAAUCAUGGAAUUAAAUCAGGGGUUUACAUUCAUGUAGAAUGUUGUUGUUGAAGUAUAUUCUACACCAUUUUUUAAAACUUGAGACAUUUUUAGCAUCUCUGAAUUUUUUUUGCCAGAAUCUUCAUGAUAUGUUUGUAUGAAUGUGUUAUUCGUAUACAAAGAAAAAGGUGAAUAUGUAUUUGUAUGAAUAUUUAACUGGAAAUGUUCUUGGAGUUGGUUAAUUUAUAUUCACUUUUUAUUGUAUAUAAUUUCUAAUAUUUUUCAUUUUUGUAACAUUUAAACUUCAUUUGAGUAAAUUUACUAAAUAUUUCUAUUUUUUGCUUUUUCAAUUCUAAUUUUAUAUGAAAUCUAAUUCUUUUUCACUACAUGUGUUCUGAAAAGUUCUAUACAUGUUUCAGAAUUGUUUACAAUUAAUGCUGACAUUGUACUUUUAAGUUCCAACACAUUGCAUCUCUACCUCCUCUAAUGGUUAGUGUGAAAUCCCAGCAAACUAUAUGCAAGUGGUUUUUGUUUUGUUUUGUUUUAACCAUUUUUAGCAUUAGUGUACUCAAUUCUGGAAUACCUUAACAGUUCUGAAUUGUCCCUGUCUUAGAAUUGCUUUUGAAUAUCACUCCUGAUCCAUCCAUCAUCUUUCUUUAAUAAGGCUUGCAAACUUCCAGAAGAGAUAAUCAAAUUUCUCCUCAUAUUCCAAUGUACGUCUUUAACAUUUUAACACUUAAACAGUGACUACUAAGAGGCCUCCCCAGCAUCUUUUCUUGCUGUGAAAAUAUUUAAAGUGUUACUUUUCACUGAAUUCUGGUUUUGUAUAGCUAUCAUUCCAGAUAGCUAUGUACUCCACAGGAUGGACAUUGCUUGUAGUAAUUGAUUGUUAUGUUCUCACUCCAGAUGAUUGCAGUUUUGUGACUAAGAGGUGAGGUAUGUAAGAAGUCCUUUUUCAGGAUGUGAGAAUUUCUUAACCUGCAUCAUCUCUGAAACCUUAAGACAGGAAAUACAGCCUGUCUUUCUUAGUGCUUUUCUUUCCAUGGUCUUAUCGACCAUUUGGGCAGGUUAACAUGGUGUAGUGUGAUGCUCAUGACACUAAGGAUUUAAGUCUGAUCCUUUUAAGUUCAUUAACUUUUCACAUGCAUGAAAUAAUUCCAUGGCUUCAGAUUGCACUUUCCCUUAGCAUCCAUCUAAUAAAUUUAAUGUGUGAUCUCAAAGGAUGUGGUGUGCAUAGUUUGCUUUCAUAGCUUACUUCUCAGAGAGAAAGAAUGAUUGAUUUGUAUGUUAGUAUAGAUUUCCAGUUUUGAGAAGAACAUAUUUAAAAUAAGAUCUCAAAUACUUUGUAAUUUUUAGUUGCACAGUAUUAAAUAAUAUGGACCAUA
Molecule: messenger RNA, 5037 nt
Organism: Alexandromys fortis (reed vole)
Lineage: Eukaryota; Metazoa; Chordata; Mammalia; Rodentia; Cricetidae
Gene: Katnbl1
Product: katanin regulatory subunit B1 like 1
Exons: 10
Coding region: 2153-3067 (304 amino acids)
Cellular component (GO): nucleolus
Molecular function (GO): microtubule binding
Source: RefSeq, a predicted model, not a curated record